AUGAUAAGUGGUUUGUUUAAUUUGCAGGAAAUUGUUUCAAAUCCCAAAUUUGUUGUGGGAGGUCUUAGUCGAUUUGACGCAAAACAGGGUCAACUGGAUGACUGUUGUUUAUGUGCAUCUAUUUCGACCCUGACUCUUCAACCGGAUUUACUGGAAAGAGUAGUACCGCUAGACCAAAGUUUCAGUUACGGCUAUGCUGGUAAGUAUUUGUUUGUUGAAGCAAUAGCUAACUACAUUUUUUGCCACAUACAUCAAAUUUGUAUUGGUUAUACCUAUACCAAAAUAUUCCUAGAGUCUGUCGUUGUCAAAGCUUCUCCUGUAUUUUCAGGGAUUUUCCAUUUUCGGUUUUGGCAUUUUGGUGAAUGGGUUGAUGUUGUAAUCGAUGAUCGUUUACCAACUCUUAACGGUAGCCUAAUAUUUAUGAGAUCUGAGCAAAAAAACGAAUUUUGGAGUGCUUUGUUGGAGAAGGCAUAUGCAAAGUUAUGGGGAACUUAUGAAGCUUUGCCUAACCGAUGUGUCGUUGAUAUCAUGGAGGACUUGACCGGCGGAGUUACUGAGACAUUUUACAUUGAUUACUGGAUGAAAGAAGAUCUGCACAAGCUGCUUUUUAACGCUCAUCAAAUGGGAGCUCUAAUAAACAGCCUUAUUUACAAGAGCAAAGCAGAUGAUGGAAAAGGUUUGAUUCGUGGACACGCAUAUAGCAUAACAGAGUUUGCGCAGGUUAAUUAUUUGGGAGCUAAUGUGUCGUUGAUCCGAUUGCGGAAUCCGUGGGGAACAAAACACCAGUGGAGUGGGCCGUUUGGCGAUACCUCAACCGAGUGGAACUACGUGUUACCAAAUGAAAGAAAAAAACUGCUAGUUGUAGCUGAAGAUGGAGAAUUUUGGUAA
Messenger RNA from Enterobius vermicularis (human pinworm), 888 nucleotides. Lineage: Eukaryota; Metazoa; Nematoda; Chromadorea; Rhabditida; Oxyuridae. The record is from the annotation of a GenBank genome assembly.